Messenger RNA from Rhododendron vialii, 1264 nucleotides. RefSeq lists its product as uncharacterized. The record is from RefSeq and is a predicted model, not a curated record. The transcript has 2 exons. Bases 195 to 554 code for a protein of 119 amino acids. Lineage: Eukaryota; Viridiplantae; Streptophyta; Magnoliopsida; Ericales; Ericaceae.
GGUACACUUUUUUAAGGAACCACAAGGUCCACAAGACUACACGAUCAUCUCUCGACCCCCUUCUCAUGCUCUGUCUCACUACACGGUAGAAACCCUUGUUGAAUUCCUCCGCCUCUCUCUCUCGUUGUGCAGCAAAACCCUAGCACCAUCGGGUAGCCAUGGCUCAAAACAUCUCUCUCUUGUAGUACCACCGCAUGACGGGUACUACAGGGAAAAAAAUUUCGCCGACUCCCUACCAUCUACGACUCCCAACUGUCACUAUCGACUCCCAACUAUCACUAUCGACGACUCCCAACCAUCUUUUGAGCCAUCAGCAUUUGCAAUCUACUGUGUUGUUUUUAGAAUGGGAUCUGCACUCACCCGAGGUAUACUAUAACCGUAGUUUCAGAAGGGGACCAAGUAAUGCAUUCAACAUUUUGUACGAGUCCGAUUCUGACCUUGAAUGGUCAGGAAAAAAAAUUUGCCCUCCAAGUGUUUGUUUAUAUUACUCAAUCAAUUGCCAUUCAGUAACUUUCUGCUUGUUACCUGGAAAACAUGGUAAAUGUGGCAAAUAGAGUGGUAUGGAACUCUUAACUUGUGUUGGUAGUUUUACCCUUAUGCUCUUCUAUAUGGAACACAAACUUUGGUUUGUUAAGUUUUCUUUCGCAUUGUCAUUUUAGUUGCUAGUAAGCUAGGAGAAAAGUGAACAAAUUGUUUGCAAGGUGCCUUUAGUAAAUUGGGGAUCAUAAACAUCGUCAAUAUCGUUUCUUUUUAAGUUUCGGGUUCCUUCAAUGGAUUGAGAUCUGUGUGUUUGUAUUCUUUGUAUAGGGGUUGAUGUUAAUGUGUUCAGAUUUGCUAAAUUAGUAGGACUUCAAAGUAUUUAGACAACUGUGUAGGAGGAACCACAACAGUCAGGCCCAACCUCCUGUUGGGUUACUCUCUUUAUCCAAUUUGGUGCAUUUGCACUUUAUUUAAAGAAGAAUAUGUUUGUGCUUGAACAUAAUAUACAUGUCCUCUAUUUAAGUAUUUUGAACCUACAUGUUUUGAAGGUGACUAUAACAUGGUUUGGAUUGGAACUGGUAGAGGUAAGAGCUUAAAGAAAGAGUCAAUACUUAUUUAUACUUAGCAUUUUGAGUUUCUUUACUUUCUCUUAAGUACUUGUUCCUUAACAUAUUUGUACCAUUUGAAUGGCUUUUUAGCAUUAAUCGACUAAUUUGAUGCUUCUAUGCAGGUAAUGUAAUUACGAGAAGCAUGUAGCCAUCUGCCAUCCUCAACUCUAUCCUAG